CGCCGUGCCGUCAUUAUGCCGCAAAAGAUUGCUAUCUGUCGUAAGCUUUAGUCCAGCAGCAGAGGUCACAACAAACCACUCAGUAUGGGAGGUGACCACGGCCACAGCAAGCUGUCCAUGCCAGACUGGCGGCAGUGGAAGGCAGAGGGGACACCACUGGAGUUCACACAGCAGAGGCUGGCAGCCAGGGGCCUGAAGGACCCAUGGGCACGUAAUGAGGCAUGGAGAUACUCAGGCGGCUUCGCUCGCGCCGUGACUCUGUCAGAUGUUCUGCUGAAAGGAUUCAAGUGGGGCUUUGCUGCCUUUACUGUUGCUCUGGCUGUAGAGUACGCCCUGUUCCCACCGAAGAAGGGUGGCCAUUAAUACUCAUCAUUGUCCUCAAGACCAUAAUGGAGUAUAAUAAUAUUAUGUAUUUUUCUGUUUAUUAAAUGUCUUUUUGAUCACUA
This is a messenger RNA of Seriola dumerili (greater amberjack), 446 nucleotides long. It is a transcript of the gene ndufb3, whose product is annotated as NADH:ubiquinone oxidoreductase subunit B3. NCBI's taxonomy places the organism in Eukaryota, Metazoa, Chordata, Actinopteri, Carangiformes, Carangidae. The transcript is spliced from 3 exons. Gene Ontology annotation, cellular component: mitochondrion. The record is from RefSeq and is a predicted model, not a curated record. Bases 85 to 363 code for a protein of 92 amino acids. Gene Ontology annotation, biological process: electron transport chain; mitochondrial respiratory chain complex I assembly.